AGGGGAGAGGCCAGGGGCAGCAGAUGAAUGCAGCAGCAGGGAAGACAUUGCUUGAGGUUUCUUUCUGUGAAUGCUGGGUCUCUGCUGAUCAAGGACAGCAGCUUGGGAGUGGAGGGAGCCUAUCCACGGAGGAUGCCCAUCCUCGCCGCACCUGACAUUGCUGCCCGGUUCAAGGAGAAGUGGCUGCUGCUGCACCCUGAGGACCGGGACAAUGUGGGCGGGGCCGUGACCUUGGACGACAGCCUCACCAGCCUGCAGUGGCUCCAAGAUUUUUCCAUCGUCACCGCUGAUCCAGAGAGACCACCUGUCCCCAGCCACCCUCUCCAGCAGCCUCCCCAGCAGCUCUUCCAAGGGUCUGAGGCCCCGGCCAGCCCACCGGCAGGAGACACUGCAGCCAAGGGGAUGCCCCUGCGCCUUGGCAAACCCACCUCCACAGCCACCUCUCCUAGCACCAGCUACCUUCCUGGCCUUGGCGUGGCAGUGAUCGAUUACAAGAGCAACCCUGGAGUGAAACCCCCUUACUCCUACGCCUCCCUCAUCUGCAUGGCUCUACGGGCCAGCAAGCAGGCCAAGGUCACCUUGUCAGCCAUCUACAGCUGGAUCACGGAGAACUUCUGUUACUACCGGCAUGCUGAGCCCAGCUGGCAGAACUCCAUCCGGCACAACCUGUCCUUGAACAAAUGCUUCCGGAAGGUGCCACGGCAGAAGGACGAGCCGGGCAAGGGGGGCUUCUGGGAGAUCGACCCACAGUAUGCCGAUAUGUUCGUCAACGGUGUGUUCAAGCGCAGACGGCCCCUGGCCGCGCCCUACAGCCUGCCACGACAGCACCCCACCGUGCCCACCCCAGAGGCUGGGUGCAGCCUCUUGUCCCCCAUGCCCCACCUGGGGGACGGGCAGCCAGGCCACACCCCUCACCAGGCCACCCAUGGCCGUCUGCACCAGCACGGCCAACGCUGCCCCCUGCUGGAUGCCCCCAGCCCUCUGCCGAAGCAUGGCUGCCUGGCAGCCAGAACUGCCCCAUCCCCUCUGCUGCCCUCUAGUGAUAGAGAUGCAGAGGCCCUGCGGGGAGAUUUUGACUGGGCCGAUGCCUUUGACGAUGUCUUCCGUGGAAACGGCAGCAAUUUUGAGGACCUGGAUAUUAACGCAGCGCUCAGCUCGCUGGCCACAGAGGUGGACCUUGCCAUGCAAGGCAGCUACACCCCUGCUGGCAAGUGGGGCGCUCUGGCUACCAGUCACCCCAGCCCAGGGGCUUCCCACGGGGAGGAUUUCACCCCCUUUGCUGACUCCCCCCAGCACCCCUGGGAGGAGGCGAGGGGGGAGGCACUCAGCAACCCCUGGGGCUUUGAGCAGGGCUUCAACUUCUGUGACAGCUUCCUCAGCGAGACGCAGCCCUGGGACAAAGUUGAUGCCUUCAUGUGAUCCCCCUCUCUCCUCUGGGGCAGGGCCCCAGGUGCCUGUGGGCUGCAGCGCCAAGCUCCACAACUGAUUGCUCUUCUCUGACUGCCCCUCACUCAGCUGAGCUGGAUCCAAGCCCUGGCAGGUUGCCCAGGUGUGACCGUUCCCCUGCAGAGAGCGCUGGGCCCCUGUCUGUCUCCUACCCCCUGGCGUGAAGGCAGGCUGAGUCCCUCCUGCUCUCCCAAGUGCUCUGUGGGCAAGGCCCUGUCUCUCUGCUGUCCUCGAAUGCCACUGCCUGCAGCUUCCUGAGCCCUCGUGAAGGGGUCGCAUUGGGAGUCGUCCCCCUACUCCCACCCCGGCAAGCUGUAAUGCCCCAGACCGGCGACUCGGCCGUGCAGUGACCAUUGCAGGUCAGGCCGGAUCCUGGCCCUAAGCCACAGGAGGCUCUGUGCCCCAUCGUGGCCCCAGGCUGCGGGGGGGGGGGGGCAAGGUGGCAGCAGCUGUUGGGCAGGACCAUGGGGGAGGCGCCUGAGGAAGCUGUAGGGGAAGGGAAGGAGUGGGCAGGAGGCUCUGAGGGAACUGCUGUGAAUGGCCUUCUGCCCAAAACACACCAGGAUGACCCAGGGCAGGAGGGAAGAGCUGGCACCAGAGUUGCAUAGCCUGCCCCACCAACACCGCUGUGGGUGACCUGCUUCUUGGGCUGUGAGGGGCCUCUGCUGGGAUUGCCCCAGCCUGGCAAUGGCAGGAGCUAGGAGGGAGCAGCUGUGCCAUGGCAUGAGCCCCACUGCCAGGACCUGAGUAUUUGGCCAGUGGCCUGGAGACCCAGCUGCUCCUCCUGCUGGGAGUUGCUGAUGUCCAGCCAGGGAGGGGUAUGAGCUGGCAGUGAAAUUCCCUCCUGCACUCGCCCAUUGCAGUAGCUGAGCCUUGGUCUGCAGGUCUGCCAGGCAAAGCAAAGAAGCCUCCACCGGCUGCAUGGCUCUAAGCCACAGCUAGCCACUUUCCACCCAUGAGGGAAGCAUCUGGCUCUGCAGCAGGGCCCUAGCCAGCUUCAUUGCUUCUACGCCUCAUCUGGGCUGGCUGCUAGGCAUGGCAGCCUCCCCUCCCCCUCAGGGUGAAGAUGGCAGAGGUUGCCCUACCUUGGGCGUGGCCAGUGCUACUCUUUGGAGCAGGGAGCCAGUGAGGGGCAGAGGCAAAUAGGCCAGCUGGGUCCUGUUCCCACCUCUGACAUUAUCCUGCACUGCAAGCUUGGGCAAGUACAGCUUGGUGCCUCAGUUUCCCCACCUGUGAAAUGAGAAUGAUGAGCCAGGGGUUGAGCAGUGAGCACCCCCCAGCAUGUUGGAAAGUUUGUGCCUGUAGCUCCAGCCUGGAGUCAGCGCCUAUACAAGGAGCUGCAUAUUAACUUCUGAAGAGCUGCACAUAGCUUGGGAGCCACAGGUUGGCCACCCCUGGCUUAACUGACCCUAACCUUUAGCCCCCAGACCCGUGGGCCAGAGCAGCCUCAGCCGCAGAGGUCUCAGCCCCUCUCCCCUUUAUUGGUUAACCAUUUAAAUGACCUAAUUGUAAUUGUUUAAAUGGUUAACUUUUUAAAUGGAUAUUUACAUCCCUAAUUAAGAGGGAACAGAGGCAGGGUGUGAGAGUGAGAAAGUGUGUGUGUGGCUGUGUGUCCCCUACAGCCAUUCAAACGACAGCCCAGCUUUGCUGGGCCAGGCCACAGGCGUUCUUGGAGAUUUCACAGAAAACAAAGCACAAAAUCUCAAUGGAUCUAUGGACGCUUCUCAAACCCCUGCCCGUUGGAGCCGUGCCCAGGCACCCAGAGGGCAAAGGAGCCGGGCUGAAGCGCAUCCUUGUAGCCUUUGGCCUGAAAUCACGGGGCUUGCGAUGGCCCUGCGAUCUGGCUGAAUUUGUAAACACGCCCACGCACGUUCAUACGUGUCAGGAGAGUCCGACUUAAUGUUUCCCACUUCCACCCACAUCCUCCCAUCCCCUCACCCUGCCUGGGCCAUGGACAUGCAGCAGCAUGCAAACGCUCCAUACAUGUCGGUAAGGUCACAGUGACGACUAACCCUACACCAGCGCUCAGAGCACCUGUGCCGAAGCCCCUGUUCUGUGGAUGAUGCGCUGCUGACAAUGUGUUCUUUCCCUGCUGCUGUCUGAGCGUGCAGCGAACGGGCCUGCCGAUCUGGCACAGCACUGAGGUUCCUGGGAGAAGCCACAUGCUGAAGUCUCUGACUUGUGCAGCUUUUUGUGUUUAAUUCCCUUGGGUUUUUGUUUGUUGUUUUUAUUGUAGAAGACAAAAAGAAUAAAAAUGGACCCCUCCUA
This is a messenger RNA of Dermochelys coriacea (leatherback sea turtle), 3714 nucleotides long. Its product is annotated as forkhead box protein J1-B-like. Gene Ontology annotation, molecular function: sequence-specific DNA binding; DNA-binding transcription factor activity. The record is from RefSeq and is a predicted model, not a curated record. Gene Ontology annotation, biological process: regulation of DNA-templated transcription. NCBI's taxonomy places the organism in Eukaryota, Metazoa, Chordata, Testudines, Dermochelyidae.